Closterium sp. Yama58-4 is the source of this 2931-nucleotide messenger RNA. NCBI's taxonomy places the organism in Eukaryota, Viridiplantae, Streptophyta, Zygnematophyceae, Desmidiales, Closteriaceae. The record is from the annotation of a GenBank genome assembly.
AUGGCUCCCAAGAAAGGCGAUUCCGCCGGCGGAACGAGCGGCAAAGGCGGUAAAGCGGGGUCAGGCAAGCCGGCCGCCGCGGACCGGAAAAAGUUUUCCGUCAGCAGCAUCGUCGUUGAGGAGAAAGGCAAAGGCGAACGGAAACCGUCCGUCACUUCUUCCAGCGGCGGCGGCGGCGGCGGAGGGAAGAAAUCGCGCGCUCCGCCGAGCAAGAAGCCGCAAAACGAUUACCUCGCGGGCGUCGAUCUCCCGCCGUCCGAUGACGAGGAGGAAGAAAUAAUGGACGGCGCAGAUAAUGGGGAGUACGUUGAGGACGACGAUAUGGGGGGAUCCAAAACGGGGAAAGGUCGCGGGCUUGUAUCGGGGAUGGGAAACUUGCAGAUGUCGGAUAAGCAAGCGAAGAAGAAGAAGGAAAAGGAGCUUAUGAUUGAGCAAGCUCAGGAGGAGGCGCGUAAAGAGGCUCUUAAAGCGGACGACGCUAACGCGUUUUCCGUCACUCUCGGAUCUCGAGUCGCGGAUAUGGACGCUUCGGAAGACGCGGACGGCGCGGCGGGAUCUGCGGCCGACGCUAACGUGCGCGAUAUUAAAGUGGAGAACUUUUCGGUCUCGGCGCGCGGGAAGGAACUAUUUAGGAACGCGUCGCUAACUAUCGUUCACGGAAGGCGGUACGGGCUGGUGGGUCCUAACGGCAAGGGUAAAUCGACGGUGAUGAAGCUGCUUGCGCGGCGGCAGCUACCGGUGCCACGUGGCAUUGACGUGCUCUUAGUGGAGCAGGAGGUGGUUGGGGACGAAAGGUCCGCGUUAGAAGCUGUCGUGACUGCAGACCAAAAGCUGGUGAAGUUACGCGAGGAAGAAGCGCGGUUACGAGCGAUUCUGGAUAAAUUCUCGCAUGCGGAAGGGGAAGGGGAGGAAAAGGAAAAGCAGGUAGAGAGUAGCGAGUCGGCGGAAGAAACGGCGGAUAGUGGGGCGACAGGGAAGGGGAAAGGGAAAGGGAGGAAGAAGGGUGCGCAAGCAGCAGCAGCCGCAGCAGCUGCCGCCGCCGCCGCAGCAGCCGCGACGGCGGAAGAGGAGGAAGACGAGGCGAGCGCAAGCGAGAAGCUCGCGCACGUGUACGACGAGAUGCGCGAGAUCGGCGCGGAAGCGGCGGAGGCGCGCGCGUCGAAGAUCCUCGCGGGGUUAGGGUUUACGAAGGAGAUGCAGGCGCGAUCGACGAAAUCGUUUUCCGGGGGGUGGCGCAUGCGAAUUUCGCUCGCGCGCGCGCUUUACGUGCAGCCGACGCUUCUGCUGCUUGAUGAGCCUACUAAUCACCUGGAUCUUAGGGCGGUCCUAUGGCUGGAGGAGUAUUUGAUGAGGUGGAAGAAGACUCUAAUCGUCGUGUCGCACGAUCGGGACUUUCUUAACUCGGUCUGCACGGAUAUUAUUCACCUGCACGACGAGAAACUGUUCUUUUACAAGGGUAACUUCGAGGGGUUUGAGGAGAUGUACGAGCAGAAGCGGCGGGAGAACAACAAGAAGUUUGAGGUCUACGAGAAGCAGCUCAAGGCGGCCAAGCGGUCCGGGAACAAGCAGAACCAGGAUAAGGUGAAGGACCGGGCCAAGUUCAACGCGCAGAAGGAGGCUCGGAAGGGCGGCAAGAAGAGCGCCAGCUCAGCAGGUGACGCGGACGACGACACGCCAACCGAAGCCCCCAAGAGAUGGCGAGACUACGCAGUUGAAUUCCAUUUCCCCGAACCCACCGAACUCACGCCGCCUCUGCUCCAACUCAAAGAAGUCUCCUUCUCGUAUCCCAACCGCCCGGAUUUCGCGCUUUCGGAGGUCGAUGUGGGAAUAGACAUGGGGACGCGGGUUGCGAUAGUUGGGCCGAACGGGGCGGGGAAGUCGACGUUGCUGAAUCUGCUCGCAGGGGAUUUGCAGCCGACUCAUGGGGAGUCUAGGCAGAGUCAGAAGCUAAGGAUUGGGCGGUAUUCACAGCAUUUUGUGGACCUUUUGGCGUUUGAUGAGACCCCUGUGGAGUAUUUGCUCCGGUUGUACCCAAACCAGGAGGGCCCGAGCCGGCAGGAGGCGGUUCGGAGCAGGCUCGGGAAGUUUGGGCUGCCGAGCCACAAUCAUCUGACGCCGAUCGUGAAGCUGAGCGGAGGGCAGAAGGCUCGGGUGGUGUUUACUGCGAUCAGCAUGGCCCGGCCGCACAUUCUUCUGCUGGACGAACCUACAAAUCAUCUUGACAUGCAGAGCAUUGACGCGCUGGCAGAUGCAUUAGACGAAUUUACCGGAGGGGUGGUGCUGGUAUCUCACGACUCGCGGCUCAUCUCGCGCGUGUGCGACGACGAGGAGAGGGCUGAGAUCGGGAAGCUCAUGUUGUUUAGCAUUGACGCGCUGGCAGACGCAUUAGACGAAUUUACCGGAGGGGUGGUGCUGAGAAUUGACGCGCUGGCAGUUGCACUGGACUGUACACCGCUCGAGUGCCUUCCCUGUUAUGCAUUAGAUGAGUGCACCGGAGGCGUGGUGCUGGUGUCUUUUGAGUCGACUCAAAAGUCUUUUGUGUCGACUCAAAAGUCACCGCUCGAGUGCCUUCCCUGUUAUGCAUUAGAUGAGUGCACCGGAGGCGUGGUGCUGGUGUCUCACGACUCGCGGCUCAUCUCCCCUGAAUCUUGUCUUCCCUACCUGAUUAUUCCUCUUUAUCUUCCCUUCCGCCCUUGUUAUUCCCCUUACCCCCAACAGAGUAUCGACGCACUCGCAGAUGCAUUGGAUGAGUUCACUGGAGGCGUGGUGCUGGUGUCUCAUGACUCGCGGCUCAUCUCGCGCGUGUGUGACGACGAGGAGAGGGCUGAGAUCUGGGUCGUGGACAACGGCACGACCAAGAAGUUUCCGGGAAGCUUUGAGGAUUACAAGCAGCAGCUGAUCAAGGAGAUUAUUGCAGAGGUGGAGGACUAG